Messenger RNA from Diospyros lotus (date-plum), 5399 nucleotides. RefSeq names its product protein ESSENTIAL FOR POTEXVIRUS ACCUMULATION 1-like. Lineage: Eukaryota; Viridiplantae; Streptophyta; Magnoliopsida; Ericales; Ebenaceae. The transcript is spliced from 11 exons. Gene Ontology annotation, molecular function: protein binding. The coding region runs from base 214 to 5055 and encodes 1613 amino acids. The record is from RefSeq and is a predicted model, not a curated record.
CUCACCCCCAGCCAUUUUCCCCUCCUUCGUCUCUCGCUCUCGCUCUCUGCAAGUGAUCUGCGAAAGCAUUUAGAACCCUAGAAAUCUCUAAAAUCUCGAACCUCACAUCUCCUCAUCUCAUUCACUCGCCUCUGCAAUUUCCGUAUCGUUGACCGACGAUCAGUGCCGUUCCUUGCUCUCGAUCUCGACUUCGGGACUUAUCUCGACAGUCGGAUGGCUGAAGGCAAGCUCCACCUUCCCGACGAUCUCCUUUCAUCCAAACCGUCUGAUCAGUCAUGGACCCCCAAAGUGGAUGCUUUAGGAAGGAAUGAUGAUGAAAGGGGGGUGAUGGGGCUGCUUGAUGAUACAAAAGAUCAAGCAGCAUCAGAAAGCAGCAUUCCUUUGUCUCCUCAGUGGCUUUAUUCCAAACCUAGUGAGACAAAGAUGGAAGUGCGUGUACCAAUUUCCCUUUCUCUUGGAAAUUCUGCUGAUCCUAAUCAGAAGGAGGGCUGGCGUCCAGAUGUUCCUGAGGACAAAAAGGAUUGGAGAAGAAUUGCAACUGAGACUGAUGGUGGACGCCGCUGGCGUGAAGAAGAAAGGGAAACCAGCUUGCUUGGCAGAAGAGAUCGCAGGAAGACUGAUCGCCGUGUUGAGAACACUUCGGUUAGAGACAACACUGAAAGUAGAGCUAUGUCUACUGAUAGGUGGCAUGAUGCUGGUAAUCGGAGUUCUGCACAUGAUGCCAGGCGUGAUAGCAAGUGGUCAUCUAGGUGGGGUCCUGAAGAAAGGGAUAAGGAAUCUCGGAUUGAGAAAAGGGCAGAUGUUGAGAAGGAUGAUACUAACAAUGAUGGCCAAUCAUUUGUAGGAAGCAUCCCCAGAUCUGGUCCCGAGCGUGAUUCAGAUUCUCGUGACAAGUGGAGGCCACGCCAUAGGAUGGAGGGAAAUUCUAGUGGGCCAGGUUCAUACCGCGCUGCACCUGGGUUUGGAUCUGAGAGGGGAAGGGCAGAGGGGCCUUUUACAGGGUUUACUUUAGGACGGGGAAGAUCGAGUGUUGCAGUUGUAAGACCUCCAUCUGUGGGUUCUCUCGGUGUUACUCAAUUUGACAGGACAGAGAGUGUCCCUGGGAAACUAUGCUCAUUGACUGAUACAUUUUGCUACCCAAGGGGGAAACUUCUUGAUAUUUAUCGGAAGAAAAAAGUUGAUCCAUCUUUUGCUGUGAUGCCUGAACAGAUGGAGGAAAUACCUCCUAUAACACAAGUUACUGCACUUGAACCAUUGGCUUUUGUCAGCCCUGACACCGAUGAAGAGGCUAUCAUUGGUGAUUUGUGGAAGGGAAAAAUAACUAGUAGUGGGGUAGUGUACAGUCCAUUUAGAAAGGGCAGAUCAACUGAUAAUGUCACAGAUGUCAGAGACUUGGAACUUACCAAUGGAAAACUGGGUGUUUUGUCUUCAUAUAUAUCUGAUGAGAUUGUUGAUGCCUCUGGUGGAGUUGUAAAUGAUAAUACUCGGCAGGCUGAUAUUUACAGCAUCUUGAACAAGGGUGAUGCUAAAAUGAGUUCAGCAGAUGGAGGAGAUGCUAAUUGUGAAGCAGAAGGUGAAGUUGAUGCAGCUGCUAUUGGGAUGAAUGCAGAUGAACUGGUGCCAGCAACUUCAAACAAUAACAGUUUUUAUGAUGUAAAUGCAUCUCAGCUUAAAGUUGCAGAUGCUACCUUCAUCAAGCAUGCUUCUUUGAAGGAUGUUGUCUCUGCUGCUGCUUUUGGACUCACUACCAAGCUCCUGGAUGAUUCAAAUUCUCUAUUUGUUUCUCCAUCUACUGGGCAGGGUUGGAGUGGCAAUGUACAGCACCUCCAUGGAAGCCACAGUGAAUAUCAAUUAGGAGGUAGUAUACUGCCUGAGGAGUUGAGCUUAUACUAUCAGGAUCCUCAAGGAGAAAUCCAAGGACCAUUUCUUGGUGCUGACAUCAUUUCAUGGUUUGAGCAAGGCUUUUUCGGGACUGAUCUACCAGUCCGCUUGGCAGAUGCUCCAGAGGGAACACCUUACCAAGAGUUGGGUGACCUCAUGCCGCAUCUGAAGUUUAUAGAUGGACAUGCCAAUAAUACUGAUAUAAGUUCUAAGGUAGAAGAGCCUGUAGCUUUGGAUGAGAAAUCUGGUCCUAAGGUAGAAGAUCACCACUGGAGUUUAAAUAGGUUUGACGGUCUACCGAUGCAGCAUGUUCAGUCGAGAAUUUCUGAGCAUGAAGGUCCGUUACAACUUCCAUAUACGAAUGGACAAAACUUUCAUGAUUUGUUUGCUCAAGAUGAAGAGAUUGUAUUUCCUGGGAGACCUGGAAGUGGUAGCAGUUCUAUAGGGAAUACAUCUGCAAGCAUAAGUGAUAUUUCUGCGAAUCCUAUAGGGAAUCCUUCUGUACGACUUGAAUUUAAGGAACCUGGUAUUCUGGAUCAGAGUGACAAAAAAUUGCAUCCUUUUGGGUUGUUGUUUUCUGAACUUGAAGGCACUUACUCAAGGCAUGGCCAGUCAUCGAACGUACCUUCUAGCAGUGGUGAUCAGGAUCAACUUGUCAACCCUAUUACAGGAAGAGUUUACUCUUUUGGCGCACUUAAUGAUUCGACUCAUGAUGCAGAAGCAUGGUCUGAUGUUUACCGAAGAAAUACAGUUCCUGGUCCGAGCUUGUAUCAAGGUGCCAUGGAUCCUCGUCGGUUGCCACAUAUGGAUCAAGAAUCCAUCCAUUUUGAUGUCCCAGAGGAGAAACUUUUGGCACAACAUGUUCAACUACUCCAGCGUAAGCUGUCAUCUCGCCAUUCCCAUUUGAAUGAGUCAGUGUUGGAACAGGUGCCAAGUCAGAAUUCUAUGCACCACCGUCUGACUAAUCAGGCAGGGCCGGACCUGGAACACCUUCUGGCACUACAGCUGCAGCAGCAGCAGCAGCAGCAGCAACAACGACAACUUCAGCUUCAACAUCAGUUGCAGCAACAGCAGCAUUUGCAUCAGCAGCAAUUGCUAUUGCAAGAGCAACAGCAGUCUCAAGCUCAACAGAUGGUUCUUGAGCAAAUACUGCAAAAUCAAAUGCAUGAUUCUGUCCCCGGACAGUCUCGCAUUGAUACUGUUAGAACCAAUAAUGUUCUCAAUCAGGUUUUGCUGGAGCAGCAACUUUUACAUGAACUACAACAGCGUGCUCCUCCUCCAAGUCAGGCUGAUGCAUCACUUGAGCAUCUUAUUCAGGCAAAAUUUGGUCAAACAUUGCAUCAAGGGCAUCAACAGGAUCUAUUGGGACUUGUGUCACUGUCAAAUCAAGGGCAGAUGCGAUCCCUGGAACAUCAGGUUCUUCCACAAGGGCAGUUGCACCCAAGGCAGUUGCCUCUAGGGUUGAGACCGCGUGUGGAGAUGGAUGAAGGGAGGCGUAUUGGUUCUAUCUGGCCUGUUGAGGAAACCAAUCAGUUCCUCAGACCUCCUCCUGGUGCACUUCGAGCUCACUCUGUGGGGCUUAGCCCAUUAGAUUAUUAUCAGCAACAACAGAGACCAUCUCUGGAAGAGCAGCUGAGCCACCUUGAGCGAGGUCUUUCUAUACAUGAUCGGUUCCAGCGAGGCCUUUAUGAUUCUGGCUUAAUUCCAUUUGAGCAAUCAAUGUCUUUACCUGUUGGUGCCCCACAUCCUGAUGUAAUGAAUGCUUUGGUACAUGGUCAUGGUCUAGAUAUGCAAGAACCAAGGGCACGAAUCCAUUCUGCUUCUCAAGUGGGUGGAUUCUCUGAUCUUCACUCGCAGCACCCUAUAAUUCCUAACCAAUUUCGUGCCCCACAUCCUGAUGUAAUCGAGGGCCACUGGUCUGAAAACAAUAGAGAUAGUCAGCUACAGAGAGAAUGGGCGGAAUCUCAGAUACGACAAAUGCAUCUUAAUACUGAGCUACAAAAUAGGGAGCUAGAAGUUAAAAUGUCUUCUAAAGAUUCAAGUUCUUGGAUGUCUUCUGGAACAAACAAUGAUGGCUCAAAGCGUUUCCUGAUGGAAUUUCUCCACCAAAAUUCUGGUCACCAGCCAACUGAUUCUUUAAAUAUGAGUACUGGGUUAUCAUAUGAUAGAAGGCUGCCUUCUGGUCGCUUUUCUGCAACAAGUACUUCUAAUCAACCCUUUAGUCUUUUAUCAGAUCGAGAAGCAGGUAAAAACUCACUUGGACCUUAUGGCUCUAAUUCUGGUGGUGUAACCAAUGAGAAGGCCAGUGUUUUGGAAAGCAGUGAUAGACUACCUCUUAGAUCCAACUCCGGAGUGCCUAGUGAACGAGACCGACUUUUUUCAGUCAUCAAUGACAACCCACAAGCAAUUUAUGCAAACUCUCACAUGAUUGCUAAACCCCCCACAGAAAGAGACUUAUUUGACAUGGAUGGUAAAAUGCAAGGAUUCAAAGGUGAAGUUAGUAUGUUUAAGGGGGCAGCUUUGGAUAUUCAAGAAAGCAUGGCUGAGAAGGCAGGAUUGAACCAUGGAGAAAUGUCUAUUCAUGCCAGUAGCAGGCAUAAUUCACUUGGCAUUGAUGGGGGUAAUUCAACCUUCCACAAUGAUCAAGUUGAUAUUGAUUAUUUCACAGAAGAGGUUGCUAAGGACCAGGUUCCAGCCCAUGCAUCCAAAGGCCUGGAGAGUUUUUUGCUGAAACGUCCAGUGGUCUCACGGACUUCCUCAUCCCAGGAGCAGUUGUUUGAGGCAUCUGAUCCAGUUGUCAGAGGCAAAACUCCUCCAACUUCACUUACAGGUGAAGGUGGAAGACGGGAGCAAGGGGGAUAUCUGGCAAAUCAGAAACCUGACAUCGUAGCGUCUGGCAAGAAAGAUGUUCAUUUUCGACGGAGCUCAUCUUGCAGCGAUACCGAUGUGUCAGAACCGUUGUUCGUUGACAUGCUUAAAAGCAAUGCUAAGAAGUCAGCUGCACAGGCAGAGAAUCCGGCAGUGGGAGCCUCGGAGUCAUCUGAUGGAACACAGGCAGGCCGAAGUGGGAAAAAGAAAGGGAAGAAAGGGAGGCAAAUUGACCCAGCCCUUCUAGGAUUCAAGGUAACAAGCAACCGCAUCAUGAUGGGUGAGAUACAGCGUAUAGAAGAUUAGACCUAUCGAUCUCAUCUUAGUAGAGCUCUGUUUUACCGUUCAUGUUUGUUCUAGAAGCUGUACAGCAAUGCAUAUCGUUUCUGUAAAGUAUUGUCAGUUAGAUAUUCUUUUAUUUGUUUUUUCCCAGCCCCCAUAAUUUUCAGUUAAUUUGUGAUGAUGUAGGGGCGUCGUCAGAAUUUGUCUUUAGAAAUCAAAGCCAUUCAUUCAGCAUGCGGCUUGUUCAUGAGUCAUUUAGUGGGUGGUUUUGUAGUGUUGAGUGUUAACACUCAUAUAUCGUAGGUACAGUUGAAGUGGUCCGUCCGUCGGAUGAGAGAAUCAUGUAUACAAAAAGCCGCCUUAUAUUA